This is a messenger RNA of Canariomyces notabilis, 2403 nucleotides long. Its product is annotated as budding site selection protein. Gene Ontology annotation, biological process: Golgi to plasma membrane transport. The transcript is spliced from 6 exons. Lineage: Eukaryota; Fungi; Ascomycota; Sordariomycetes; Sordariales; Chaetomiaceae. The coding region runs from base 137 to 2254 and encodes 705 amino acids. The record is from RefSeq and is a predicted model, not a curated record. Gene Ontology annotation, molecular function: protein binding. Gene Ontology annotation, cellular component: exomer complex.
CCGAUGCAUCGCCCUUGGCAGCUCUCUAUCAUUGUGAAUUUGAAGUGCUCCAAUCUUCCAGUUUGCUGAGCUAGUUCCAAUCGAACCCAACCCUACGCCCGUCGACGACAACGGCGGUGCGAAAGCGUCUCUCGCCAUGGUUGCGCCCGCUGUUCCUGAGUUGACUGAGGAGGUAUUGCACGAGGCAAUUGAUGCGCGCACCGAUUCCCUGAUAUCCCUUCGCGAGCUUGGCCCUCCGGACCUCGUACACCUGGUCAAGCAGCCGCUGCGCCAAUCUGGAAAACAUGUGGGAGUCUACCAUCAUGUCACCGGGGUGGAUGCCUCCUCGUCCGCCAGUCUCGCCGCCUACAUCAAUACCCUAGCGUACAAGGAGUUUGGCCCGUCGGCUACCAGUAAGACGCUCGAGGGGACCUAUUGCUGUUACAAUGCCUUUUCGCGGGUUGACAUGCGCGUGCACGCCCCUUUCCCGGGCUCUGUUGAGAGUUACUGCGUCGACGAGCGCGGGGAAAAGAAGAAGGCGACUGAAGAGCUCUGGCUUGAGACAUACCUCUGCAGUGUGUUACGCGCUUAUUCCUACGCUGACGAUGGCACUGGCGAUACCAUUCGCAAGAUAAUCGGCGUUAGGCGCUUCAACCCGGUAACCAACACCGAAACCGAGCAUCGGUUCCUCAGUGCAGCCGAGCAGCUCUUCUUUAGGGGCUGGCAACUUGGAUCCGACUCCGUCGUGCAAGUCCCUAAUCUGGUCUCGAACCACCUCACAGCUGGCUUACUCAAGUAUUUCCAUACCACUGGACGCUACGCCUCCGCUAUCAACCUCUUUGAGAAGCUGCGCACACAAAAUACUGAGGUAGCGUCCUUGUUGGCAAAGGUCUUGUUCAUGGGAAAUGAGGAGGUCCAGGGAAUUCGCGUUCUCCAUGAGGCGCUGAAGGAGUCUCCGAUGGACUAUGUGAUGCUCGACACCCAGGCGGAAUUCUUACUCAAAAAGGCCGAGACCGCCGCAACACCAGAACAAAAGGAAGAGAGGCUGCGUAUGGCCCUCGGCUGCGCUGACCGGAGCACAAUCGCAGCGCCAAGCGAGUUCGGUACAUGGGCCAGGUUAGCCCAAGUAUACGUGGCUAUGGAAGACUGGGAGAACGCACUCACUACCCUGAACUCAUGUCCGAUGUUUACCUAUCAGGAUAAAGAUGCGCCCGUCAUGCCGGAACCGAGAGAUAUCAAUCUACCAACCCUACCCGAGACGAGGCUGGAUGAAAUCGACAGCGAGCCCGAGACGCGGUACUCUGAGCAGGUAGAUCCGAGUCUGCUGAACCUCCGCGCCGCCGCCUAUCGGGGUACAUUCAAGCAAGCUUACAGCAUCCUGACGGAAAUGACAGCCAAGAUUGGCUGGGACCAGCUGCUCAAGAUUAGGAGCAAUGUCUUUGUCAUGGAAGACGAGUACCGCGAGAAACACGAGUCAGCUCAGCAGAGCUACCCCAAGAAGCGCAACGCGAGCACCGACGCUAUCCGUGGGACCCCGGAUCCUGCGACCAAUGGCGAUAGUCCCGAAGAUGGAAACGGUGCAGAAGGAGCUGAAGCUGACGAGGCUGACAAUGAGAGCGAUGAAGAUUCUGUGGCGCAUACUCUCGCUGUUCCCAAUGGUAAUAAAUCCGCAAAAGAUAUUGAAAGGCCUUCCAGCGCCCUCGGCCCGGAGGAGGUCGCGAAGGCAGACGAGAGCGCCUCCAGCGAGAAUCACUUCUCACGGCUCAACAACAAGCGGCUGUGCGAGCGCUGGCUGGACAGCCUCUUCAUGGUGCUCUACGAGGAUCUGCGCGUAUACACGAUAUGGCGCACGCAGAUGGCCCAGUACCGUGCGCAGAGCAUGCAGUACAAGAAGUCGGCCGAGGAGUGGGAGAUUCUCGGCUGCUUGGCCGAGCGCCUGCAGCACGUCGACGAGGCGGUUGAGGCGUACCGUGCAUGCCUGUCGCAGCGCUUCAGCCCCAGGGCGCUGGCGGGAAUCCUCAAGGUAUUCGAGAAGACAAAGAGCACGCGCGAUACGGUCGCGGCCACGAUCAGGUUGGUAACGUGGCAGUACCGGUGGUACAGCGAGUUCUCGCCCGAGCUGCUGCACACGAUCCGCCUGCUGAUCGAGGACGAGGGGGCCGUCAAGAUCCGGAGCAUAAUUCAAGCGACAAAUCUGCCCCAGAAUGUACUCGAUCUGACACAUCAUUAUGCGGCCCUCUGCGCGACGUUUAGGAGCAGUGGGACGGAUGGCUGAUGUAGGUAGAGGCUGAUUGGGGCGGAACUAAUCGUGUGGAGUGGGGGGUAAAAGGGGGAAAGGUGGAUUCGGUGUAAUAGCGCAUCUCCGCAUCGAUACCUCUUUUUUUGGUGAUCUGAGGUUCUCAGUCAGGCUUGCUUGCCCUUUGC